Messenger RNA from Echinops telfairi (small Madagascar hedgehog), 1359 nucleotides. Its product is annotated as asialoglycoprotein receptor 2. The transcript has 9 exons. Lineage: Eukaryota; Metazoa; Chordata; Mammalia; Afrosoricida; Tenrecidae. Bases 205 to 1152 code for a protein of 315 amino acids. The record is from RefSeq and is a predicted model, not a curated record. Gene Ontology annotation, molecular function: signaling receptor activity.
ACCACCUCCUCCAGGCCUUUGACACCCCACCCCCGCCUCACCACAGAGCCUGGGCUGCCUGCCGCAGGGAUCCAAGAGUCAGAGCUCCACAGCGGUAGCAGACUUGACUCCACUGCCAGCUGCUACCAGCUCCAGCCCCAAGAGCAGCCUCAGCGCCCCUCGACCCAGCACCGCGCCCGCGCCAGCUCCUGUCCGGAGCGCGUCAUGGAGAAGGACUUUCAAGACAUCCAGCAGCUGGCCCCCGAGGAAAAUGACCACCAGCUGGGUAAAGAUGAGGAACCAGGUCUUCGAGGGCAGAAUCCCCAGAGAGAAGAUCCGUUUUGCAAAGCGAUGCCUCCUCCGAAGCCCUUUCUGCAGCGUCUCUGCUCCUGGCCCCGCCUCAGUGUGCUCACUCUGGGCUUCAACGCCCUGCUGCUGGUGAUCACCUGUGUGACUACGUCUCAAAGCACACAGCUGCAAACAGAGCUACAGCUCCUGAAAGAAGCUUUCAGCAACUUCUCAUCGAGUGUCUCUGGGGAGAUCCAGAGUCUCACCUCUCAUGGAAGCAAUGUCAGUGACACGGUGACCUUGAUGGCAACAAAGCUGGAGAAUCACAGCCGGGACCUGAAAUCAGAUCAUGCCAGUGUGCAACUUCACUUGAAGCACUUCCCAGCUGACCUGCGCAUCCUGAAAUGUCAGGCCGAGUACCUUCUAAGCAAUGGUACAGAGUGCUGCCCUGUUAACUGGAAGGAGCAUGAAGGCAAUUGCUAUUGGUUCUCUCAGACUGGAGCGAGCUGGACCGCUGCCACCUUGUACUGCACGCUGGAGGAUGCCCACCUGGUUGUCGUCAACUCCAGGGACGAGCAGAGAUUCCUUCAACAACACAUAAACCCUUUUGAUACCUGGAUAGGACUUAGCAAUGUCAACAACUCCUGGAAGUGGGUGGAUGGAACCGAAUAUGAGAAUGGCUACAUGAACUGGGCUAACGCUUGGUCAUACCCCCGGCAGGAGCCGGAUCCCAACAGAGACGAAGACUGUGUGGAAAUGAAGGCGGGUGGCUCCUGGAAUGUUGAUCACUGCCAGGGAGUCCACCGCUGGGUGUGUGAGACCAAGCGGACCCGCACCGCGGAGGACCCCCACCACAAAUCUGAGACUCGCACACCGCCCAGCUGACCUGACCCAGCUCCCCCCACCCUUCUCCACUGGACGUUUUUUCAGGAAGGAAGAAGAACGGAGCACAGGGGAUGGAGCUGAGGGGCUCGGUCGGAGGUGAUGGUUGUGGGUUCGGAGCCUGGAGGGCAGACAGCCCUGUUUCCUUCCACAAUUCAUUGUCGUGAUGAACCAUUUCAACCUCUGUAAUGAAGACGAAAAAAGGCUGGA